UUAUUAAAAUUUAUUGUUUUUUUGCGACAGAUCGACUACACGUAAAAUUUUCUAAUCUAUCAUUGACCAUUAAUUAGAUCAUCGUGAUGAUGCAGCCGAAUCAUACAAUUGGUCCUUACGGGAAAGCAGCCUAUGGAAUGGCAAUGGGAUCACUCGGUUUGGCGUCAGUGAUCGGCUACGCAAUUUUUCUCCGAACAAUCUGGGGACGUCGUGAACUUCAGAAACGCUCGAUCUUCUUGAUGUCUCUCUGUGUGUCGGACCUUGUAAUGAUAUCCGGUCAUAUGAUCACCACCAUCAUGGCUACAUUUCAUAAAACAUGGCCAUAUGGUGACAUGGGAUGCCAGAUCAACGCUUUUUUUGGAAUGGCGCCAUCUCUGGUCAGUCUUGCCAACAUAGCUUUAAUAGCAUAUGACGCGUACAAUAGAGAGUGCAAAAAAGAUCAGCAUGGCACAAACUACGGUUUCUUUAUAACCAUGGCCUGGGUGACAGGAUUUGUUGCUGGAUUUUUGCCCGUGUUGGGGAUGGGAGCAUUUGCAUUCGAAAGCCCGUUGAAAGUUGGUUGCUUGUUGGACUUCAGUGACCCAAGAAACGGAAUUGCGUCCUAUCUCAGCUUGUUAACGGUAUGCUGGUUUCUCUUCCCGAUGUACUACAUUGUCAAAUACUACGGAAAGUUAUACAAGGAAACUGGAGACGGUUAUUUGCUUCGCGUCAUACCUGUUCAAGUUAUAUGUGCCUGGACCCCAUAUGCUCUCUGCAGUAUCUUGAUGCUGUUAGUCGGACCAGCUAACGUACCUCAAGUUGCUUUCGCCAUGGCAUCAAACCUUUGCGCCAAGAUCUCCAUUGCAACCAAUCCCUACAUCUACAUCUCAAGCGACCCCAAGUUGAAAGCUGCUUGCCAAGAAAUGCUUAUGGGAUCUGAUAGUGACGAAACAAACAAGGACAAAUGAACUAUGACCGAACAAAAUCUGACCAUUUCGAUGUCCUCGUCCUGUUUUCUCAGUCUUUUUUUGGUCCACGAUCCUUUUUUAUCGAAUUUAGACACAAAAUGGACAACAUUCAAUGUGAAACACUGGCGAAAACUUGAACACGGGCGAUUUUUUGGUACGGUACAUUACAAUCAUCAUGAGCUGGAAAAGAUUAAAUUGAAAAUAUAAUAAUAUCAUCGUUACACCUAUCCGAAUAAUCACGACCCCCGCCGUUCCGAGAAAAUUAAAUAUGUAUGAAUGCAUAAAUAAAUAUACAUCAAUGUUUAUAUAUUGACUUAUAACCAUAUAUAUAUAUUGUCUGUCCGUACGUUUAGUAUUUGCAACAUUCAAUUGUAAACUUCGUUCAGAUUGUCUCACCAAUUUAUAAUAAAUUUACAUUUCGAAAUAUUUUCGCAUGUAUGUGUGUAGCAACAACAUUAUAACAAUAUCAUAACUAAUAACUUUAUUCCGCGAGUACGAUCUUUUACAUUUUUUGUUCUCAAAAUGAAAUGAUAUUUUCCUUCUAAACGUGGUAUAAUUUGAAAUAUAUAUAUUUCACAUUUAA
Messenger RNA from Styela clava, 1530 nucleotides. RefSeq names its product rhodopsin-like. The record is from RefSeq and is a predicted model, not a curated record. Gene Ontology annotation, cellular component: membrane. Gene Ontology annotation, biological process: G protein-coupled receptor signaling pathway. Lineage: Eukaryota; Metazoa; Chordata; Ascidiacea; Stolidobranchia; Styelidae. Gene Ontology annotation, molecular function: G protein-coupled receptor activity.